Hyaloscypha bicolor E is the source of this 942-nucleotide messenger RNA. RefSeq lists its product as uncharacterized. The transcript is spliced from 5 exons. The record is from RefSeq and is a predicted model, not a curated record. Lineage: Eukaryota; Fungi; Ascomycota; Leotiomycetes; Helotiales; Hyaloscyphaceae. The coding region runs from base 1 to 942 and encodes 313 amino acids.
AUGAGAAAGACAGAAAAGUAUUGGCGUAAGGACGAGAUAGAUGGCUACAGAUCCAUGUCGGGUCCUCGAGAGGUUGUACCGGGAGCCAAUCCAGCGGCCGGAUAUAAUACUCAUGAAUUCGAGCGAGAGGAAGGCUUAACGUGGAGUCGGCAAGGUGAGCAUCGAGAAGGUAGAUAUUUGAUAAUUUGCAAGCCGGUCUGCCACGUUGGAAGCCUUCCUUGGCACAAAAUUGAUACCAACAUGGUCGGUGACGAGGCGGUACACAGCGGAGGUCGCGUUCCGGAGACCCCAGCUGCUUGGAGCGUGCAGACCCAGCAACUCUGCUCCACUGGUUCGAGGAUACCGAGAUCAAGGGUCUUCGCUUGUGCAAAGAACCCUUCACACAGCUGCAACCGCCAGGAUCUCCGGGUCUGGUCCAGGAUCCAGAGGGAGAGAGAGAAAGGGGAGCAAGGAGGCUUAACGUGGGGUAGCGGUGGAACGCAGCAGCAUGCCAGAGUCGGCCGGGAUGGAGGGAGGGAGCGCGACAGCACAGGCAGAAAGAAGUCCAGACCCGAAGUCGACGACAACGCGAAGCCUGGCCAAGUUCUCCUGGUCAAGGCAAGGCAGGCAGGCAACGCAAGGCAGGGCAGGGCAGGGCAGGGCAGGGCAGGGCAGGGCAAGGCUCCAGAGAUUCGCGGAGGGGUCCAGUGCUGCCGUGCAGCCGGCGAAAGGAGGGAGGGCAAUGCCGGAUUCGCACCCGAUCUCUCCUCAAAACCCCAAGAGCACUCACUGUACGCCAUCUGCUCUGAGUCCGCUGGUACCGGGGACAUCCACGUGCAAAGCACUUUCUCGGCGUCUUUCCCGCAGAUUCGCAGUAUUGUCCACUCAGCUACACCCACCAGCACCCACCAGCACCCGAAUCCCAGCCCUCAACCCCCCGGUACUCCCACCUUUGCAGGCUAA